AUGUCUGGAGGGAAAAGGCGAAAAACUCACGAAAAUAUAUCAAAUUCGAACGACGAAAGCAGCAACAAAGAAAACUUGACUCCUGCAAUACAAAUGAAUAAAUUAGAGAACACUACGUUAAACAAUAAAGAUAAAGAUACCAACAACUGGUUCAAUAUUGUAGAAAGUUCCAGAAAGAACUUAGAACUGGAAUCAUAUGAAACAAUAUCACAUGAUACCAACAUGAUUGAUGUGGAAGCAGAUCCUAAGACUCCAAAUCAAUAUAAAGAAACUAUAAGACAAAAACGGGAGAAUAUGCGUGAUGGCAGCUCUAAUGAGGAUAAUAUCGAGGAAGGGCAAAAAGACAAAGCUACUGAUAGCUUAGACAAAUCUACACAUAAUACUGCCUGUGAGAAAGAUAUAGAAAUGUUAUCUCUAAAUGGUGAAACCCUUGAAACCAUAUUAGAAAAAGACAAAAAAGAACAAGAUCAACCAAUUUUAUCAAACGGGGUUCCACAUCAUAUCGAACCAAACAGAGAUUUACAUCAGGAUGGAAUGGAUAAAUGA
Molecule: messenger RNA, 546 nt
Organism: Dentiscutata erythropus
Lineage: Eukaryota; Fungi; Glomeromycota; Glomeromycetes; Diversisporales; Gigasporaceae
Source: the annotation of a GenBank genome assembly